This is a messenger RNA of Helianthus annuus (common sunflower), 2291 nucleotides long. RefSeq lists its product as uncharacterized. The coding region runs from base 89 to 2116 and encodes 675 amino acids. The record is from RefSeq and is a predicted model, not a curated record. The transcript has a single exon. Lineage: Eukaryota; Viridiplantae; Streptophyta; Magnoliopsida; Asterales; Asteraceae.
UAACUGUAAUGCAUACAUUAAAACUCGAGAUGGUGGAAUUUUGACUAUUUUAGCUCAACUCCGUAGACUUUCAAAUUCCACCCUCAAAAUGCCCACCACCGGGACGUCCACCGUCUCCGUCGUCACCACCAUCCUCCUCCUAACCACCAUCACCACCACCACUUCCACCCCAAUCCUCGGCCUAGACUCCUUCCUUUCCCACCACUCCCACCUCGACCCCCACGCCACCAACGACACCUUCCUCUCCCUCUCCUCUGCCCUCAAAAAAUCCCUCUCCUCCACCCUCCGCCCACCCCCCACCACCUCCUCCCUCCUCUCCCUCCAAAUCACCUCCCCAAUUCACAUCAAACUCGUGGGCCCCUCCUCCUCCUUCCCCUCUUCUUCCCCUCACCUCCUCCACUCCUUCCUCUCCGCCGCCCUCUCCUCCGAUCACUUCCACGUCAUCACCCCUUUCCUCCACUCCCACCGUCUAUCCCUCACCCACUCCCCCUCUUUCGACGUCUCUCUCUCCUCAUCUUCUCUCUCCUCCACCCUCUUCAACACCAUCAAAUCCCAAAUCGCGUCCACCCCAGCACCCCUCAGAUCCAAUCUUAUCUCAAUCUCUUAUUCUCAAAUCGAUACAAUCAUUAAACAGGAUUACGAAAAAGAAAAACCCCUUCACGGAGUUUACAUCUAUUUGUUAAACUUAGGCUCGCAAUCAAAACCCUAUGCGUAUCGAUACACUGAAACCGAUUCCUCUCUUGGUGUUACCAAAUGUUCUGGAAGCAUCUGGACCGGGAAAAACCGCUACUUGUGGAUUGAUUUGGGUGCUGGACCGGUGGACUACGGACCGGCGUUGUCCGGUGACGGUGUCUUACCCAAAGGUGAGUUUCAUCCGUUGACUGCUGUUCAUGGUAGAGUUAAAUCUCAAAAGGGUUUGCUUGCUGACAUGGCUUCUUUGAUUUGGAGUGCUUAUAAGGUGCUUCUUGUUCCUUCGUUAAGAAUUCCUGUUGGGUUUGAGAAUCAGUUGGUUGUUCAGUUUAUACAUGUUCAUGGGGUUGAGAAGGAUUAUAAAGGGUUGGAUUUUAGUGAAAUUGAGAAGAGUUUUGUUGAUGGGGGGAAGGAUUCCGGGUUGUUGUUUGGUGAUCAGGAACUGAGGUUUAAGAAGUAUGAUGUGGAUAUGGGGGAGUGUUCGAUUUGUUCGUUUGCGAUAUCACUUGCGACUACUUCGUAUACGUCUAGGUACUUGUUUGAGAAUUAUACUUUGAUUGUUAGUGAGUAUUUGGAUUCGAAGCGGCUUCAUCAGACGUUGUCGGAGAGUCAGGAUGAGAUUAGGAGGUUAGCGGGUCUGCCGGAAGAGGAUUUUGGACGGGUUUUGCCGGUUUAUGUUUUUGAUUUGGAUGUGAAUUCGAUUUUGUUGCUUGAUCGGUACCAUCAAUCUGUUGCGUUUAAGGAUAUGGUAAUUGCGGUUAGGACUAAGAAUACACAGACGGUUAGUGAUUAUAGUUGUAAUGGGCGUCAUGUGUUUACGCAAACUCGGGAGCUUGAAAGGCCGCUUGUGGGUUCGAUUUUGCAGAGUAUGUGGGGCGUGUCGCCGACCCAUUUGGUUUGGAGUGCGCAGCAUAAUAGCACGAUAGUUGAUUAUACAUGGAGUGUGGGACACACGCCGUUUGGACCGUUUUCAGAACUUUCUUCGUUGUCUUUUAUACAAAAAGACGCCGCAAGAAGAAAUGUUUUGUUAACGUCUUUGAAUUACACUAUUACUAGUGCGAUCGACGUUCUUGAAUCCAUAGCAGCCCAUGGUGGGGAGAGAAAGCUUCUGCCGCAUAACCAACUUGCGGAGUUUAUACAAAGAUGGAAUCUGUUCAAGUACAAAAUUGAUAAAGUGGUCUCGUCGUUGUCACAUUUGGAUUUCGAAAUGGGCUUAUAUUACUUGAGGUCUUCAGAUCAUGAUCUGUAUGCGAUUCAUUCACUUGUGUAUCAUGCAUCUCAAGAUAUGGAGGCGUCACUUGUUUGUUUCGAGGACCCACCGUUUCCAUGGCCGUCGUUUUUGAUGUCUGUAGGGAUCUUCUUUGUUCUUAUGUAUGCUUAUUCACAAAGAGACAAACUGUUUAGUAACAAAAGGAAGCAGUUUUAAUGGUUGGAAUGAGAAAUUGAUGUAGUACUGGAAGAUGAUAUGGUUUAAGGUCAGUUUAAGGAACAUGUUUGCCUUUUUUUAGAUAUAUUUUCUUCUUCAUAGUUGAUAUUUCAGUGCUAGUUUGUUCCUCCAUUUACUGCUAAUUGACUAAAAUUGGAUAAUAUUUUUUCUGCCA